UAAUUUUAACACAUUUUAUUUCUCUCUUUAGCAAGACCUUGUCAACGGUGUAUUAAACGUAAUUUAGCCACUUCUUGCACAGAUGGGGCUAGGAAAAAGGCAAAAUAUCUGCAGGAUAUAGAAGACGCCGCUAGCAAUGGUAGUCUACCUUAUAGUCCACAACCGUCAUUGUCUACCCCCAAUAUGAACUCAUUUGUUCCCGAAGCUUCUUCAUUUCAGUCCCAAAACUUCUUGGACACAGGGGUGAAUAAUAAUAGUGCGAAUGAUAAUAACAAUUUAAUGAUGUCCAUGGAGAAUUACAAUUACGGUUUUGGUUCCAAUGCCACGAAUCUCGAAUACUCAAUACUUUCCAACAUGUUGGGUUCUCCUUUAGCAGAUCCGACCAAUGUGAUCAACUCUUCCCCAGUUCAAACUUCAGCUGAUGUAUUAAAUAAUAUAUGGUCUCAGCCAUCUCCCGUCGUGGAAAACGUCACAACUCCUCUGAGUAUCAUUCGUGGAGAACCCUCAUACUUAUCUUCGCCCACGCAUCUUGUUACGACACCUACUUCAUCUUACAUUAAUAGCAAUAACAAUAAUAAUAACACCACUACAGUUAAUAAUAAUAACACUAAUACUAAUACCAACCACAACAACGGUGUGGUGAACAACAACAACAACACAAAUAAUAACACAAAUAACAACAGCAGCAACAAUAUCAGCAGUAAAAGACCUGUCCCAUCAAUAUCAUCUUCAACAAUAGGGACAUCACAAAUAACGCCGUCAGGCGUCUCAACUCUAUCAGCAUUCGGAGAUGGUGCAGUGGUCGCAAAAGUGGCAAGUCCCGUUACUGCAAGUGUAGGGCCUGCUGUCAGACGUAGAAACCAAAUAAUUACUCCCGAAAUGGCAUACGCCAGUGCAACCAAGCCUUUCAGCUACGCGGAAGGGUAUCAUUAUCUAAUCAAUUAUGUCAAAUCAAGAAUGGGUAGAGAGGAUUUAAUGAGAAUUAGUAGAGCGCUGGCGCUAUUUAGACCGUCUGUUUUAGCUUCCAUGAUGAAUUUGACAGAGGACGAUUUGAUCUUUACUGAAAAAUGUUUACAACGUACAUUACUAGAAUAUGAAAAGUUGAUUAGUUAUUCAGGAACACCUACAGUUGUUUGGAGACGAACAGGUGAAAUCACGUUGGUAGGAAAAGAGUUCUCCUUACUUACACAAUGGUCUCGGGAUACUCUGCUGGGUAAGAAGACUUACAUAUAUGAGCUAAUGAGUAACCCAUCUGCUGUUGAAUACUGGGAGAAAUAUGCAUUGCAUGCAUUUGACAAUACUGAUUCUGCAGUAUAUAGUACGUGUAUUUUGAUGAGUCCUACAAAAAGAGUUGUGCCAUGCACAUUCUGCUUUACCAUCAAACGUGACAUAUUUGAUCUGCCUAGUGUUAUUGUUGGAAAUUUCCUACCCAUAUUAAGCUAAAAUUCGUUUUUGUUAUUAUUUGCAUACAUUUAUACAUCAUUUUAUAUCCCCCGCUCCUUUCUUAAAAAAAAUAAUUUUGUAAAACUAGAAUAAAUUAUAUGCAGGAC
Molecule: messenger RNA, 1550 nt
Organism: Mucor mucedo
Lineage: Eukaryota; Fungi; Mucoromycota; Mucoromycetes; Mucorales; Mucoraceae
Exons: 6
Coding region: 184-1443 (419 amino acids)
Biological process (GO): cellular response to starvation; regulation of DNA-templated transcription
Cellular component (GO): nucleus
Molecular function (GO): DNA-binding transcription factor activity; RNA polymerase II transcription regulatory region sequence-specific DNA binding
Source: RefSeq, a predicted model, not a curated record